Molecule: messenger RNA, 2487 nt
Organism: Elephantulus edwardii (Cape elephant shrew)
Lineage: Eukaryota; Metazoa; Chordata; Mammalia; Macroscelidea; Macroscelididae
Gene: MEFV
Product: Mediterranean fever
Exons: 10
Coding region: 1-2487 (828 amino acids)
Molecular function (GO): zinc ion binding; protein binding
Source: RefSeq, a predicted model, not a curated record
AUGGCCAAGACCCUUAGUGACCAUCUCCUGCACUCCUUGGAGGAUUUAGCACCCUAUGACUUUGAGAAGUUUAAGUUCAAGCUGCAAAACACCAGCCUGGAGAAGGAUCAUCCCCGAAUCCCCAGGGGCCUAGUGCAGCUGGCUAGGCCAGUGAAACUGGCCUCUCUGAUGGUCAAUCAUUACGGGGAGGAAGAUGCCAUUCGGCUGACCCUGCAGGUCCUUCGGGGCAUCAACCAGCGUCUGUUGGCGGAGGAGCUCCUCAAGGCUACUGGUCAGGACUAUCCUAUACAAGAAGUUGGGGCUGAUAGUUCCCCCAUGUCUUGUUCUGAUGAGAGUAAACCCAAGGGCCUGAAGAUACCAGAUGGUCCAGAAGGUGAUGAGCAGUCUCAAAGUGGUGAGGGAAUAGCCAGCCUGCACUCUGUCCAGGCUGAGGCUGGAAAGGGGCCCCAGAAGAAACUCCAAGACAGGCGGAGAGAUCAGAGCCUGGAUGGGCAGGGCAAGCCAGGAAGCAGGAACAUGACACCACUUUCCAAGAGAGGACCAUCCCUGUCUUUGAACAGACUGUCUGGAGAGAAGAGCUGUGGCUCCAGUCCCAGGCUCCGCAGAAAUGCCUGCUCCAGCAGCAUGCUGCAGAAUCUCUCCAGGCAUUCCUUUUCUGGGACCCUGGGAAGGAGAGAACCCAAGAGAACAGAACCCAAGAAGAGACCCAAAAGUCUUGAAUUUGCUGAUUCUUCAGGAGGGGGAGGCCCCCUAAAUCCAGAAACUCUGCUGACUCUAAAGGAAAUAAUAAUUGUGACUCCAGACUCUGAAACCACCCCCAAGAUGAAGACCAUGCUAGGUGUUGAGACUUCAGUGGCUCCCGAGAAAGGUUCCAGGAAUCCAGAACAUUCUGUGAUUCAGGAGGGAGGAAUAUUCAGAAAUGCAUUGACUGAUAUAUCCUUAACUGGAGGAACAAAAAUUCAGGAGCAUCCAGUACCCUUGGAGGAAAAGAAAAAUGGGGUUCCAGAGACCCCCCAAAAGCUCUGUGAAUCUUCAAAUCUAGAAGCUCUUUCAACAUCAGAGAAGAGAAGAUCCCAGAAUUUGAGACAUGUGGCAUCCUUAGCAGAACUGGCUGGUGGUCCCUCUGUGCAUGGCUCCAUCAGCUGCUCCGAGGAUCAUGGGGCCUCCAUCCGUCACUCACUCAGCUGCUCCCAGUGCCAGGCCCCGCUCCUGAGGAAACAGCAGAAGCUGCCACAGUGCCUCAGCCCUGAGCCCCCACCCCAGUGUGAACGUCAUAUGAAGCAGCCCUGUCUGCUCUUCUGCGAGGACCACAGGCAGUCCAUCUGCCUCAUCUGCAGCCUGAGUCAGGAGCACCGAGGCCACCAGGUGCGCCCCAUCGAGGAGGCUGCUCUAGAAUACCAGGAGCAAAUUCACUGGCAGCUGGAGCAUCUGAAGGAGCUGAGAAAAUCCGGGGAGGAGCAGAAAUCUCAGGGAAAUAAGGAGACAGCCAACUUCCUGAAACAAACUGAAGCUCAGAAGCAGAAGGUCCAGUGUCAGAUGAAGCAGCUGUGUCGCUUCCUGGAGAAGCAGGAACAACUGUUUGUGGCCUGGCUGGAAGAUGUUGGCCAGAUCAUUGGUCAGAUGGGAGAGGAGUACGGCAGCCGGGUGUCCCGGGACAUCGCUCUUCUGGAUGAGCUCAUUGGAGAGUUAGAGGCCAGGCAGCACCAGCCAGCCUGGGGACUUGUGCAGGACAUCGGAGCCACCCUACACAGGGCCAAGAUGGUGACUAUCCCAGAGCGGUGGGCCACCCCUUCCGAGGUGAAAGAGAAGCUCCACCUCUCCUACCACAAAUCUGACUUUAUGGAGAAGAGCAUGAAGCGCUUCUCCGAAAGUCUGAGUUCGGAAAUGGAAAUGCUCAUUGCUUCAAAACUAAAAGCUGCUCAGGCACAUGCAGUUGAUGUGAUUCUGGAUGCAGAAACUGCCCAUCCCAACCUCAUCUUCUCUGAUAAUCUGAAGAGUGUGAGACUUGGCAACAAGCAUCACUGCCUGCCUGAACACCUGGAAAGAUUUGACAGCUGCUUUCUGGCCCUGGGCAUUCCCACCUUCCUCUCCGGUCGUCAGUACUGGGAGGUGGAGGUAGGAGAUAAGACAAGCUGGAUCCUGGGAGUGUGCAAAGCAUCCAUGAAUCGCAAGGGGAGCGUAACUCUGUCAACUGAGAAUGGCUACUGGGUGGUGAUGAUGACAAUGCAAAAAGAGUACCAGGUCUCCACCUUCCCCCCAACUCAUCUCUGGAUAAAAGAACCACCACGACGGGUGGGCAUCUUCCUUGACUGUGAGACAGGAGAGAUUGCCUUUUACAACAUGACAGCCAAAUCUCAUAUUUACACAUUUACCUGUUGCUCACCCUCAGGGCCUCUUCAACCUAUCUUUGGCCCUGGUACCAAAGAUGGUGGGAAGAACAUGGACCCUCUGACCAUCUGUCCAGUGUGUGUUCAGAAAUCCUACUGA